AUGUCGUCGCCGGUCACUUCGUCCUCCGUCUUCUCUUCCAUGUCCGCCCGGCCGCCGACACCACCGAGAGACGUUUCCACCGACGUUGAUGAUGCCUUGCGAUUCCUCGAAGAAGGCCAUCAAGAGCCGGACGUUGACGCCUCCAGCACCAAAUUGAAGAGCUCUUCUACCGAUACGCCGCCACCGAGAUCAUCACCGACAUCUUCACAGCUUCGAGGCUCGACUGCAGUGAAAAAGGUCGACUUCUCACCUCAUCCAACGUACCACUCCCAAACAGCGCACACUGGCUCUCCGAGACCUCACUUUCCACGACAGCUGUCACUGAUCCGUGCUGCCAAACCGCUGAAGUCGAUUCUGAAGCCUUCGAACGAGCUUCUGCCUCUAACUCCGGACGACCUCGAAAGCAAGAUUAGCGUCUUUUCUCCUCAGGUUCCUGGCAGCUUCCGCGCAAUGCUUCAGUCAAUCAUCAGACUCCUGGAAGGUUCUUCGCGUGAUGGGCGACGGGACGCGUAUCUGGCGCUCAAUGGAGCCUUGAGAACAUAUGACGGCGUUCCAGAGCCCCAGGCCAUCGUGGAGAAGAUCCAGCUUCUGAUGCAAUUCAUGACCAGAGACAUGGCUUGGAAGGACUCCACCGGUAAACUUGACUCGCACAUGGUCACUCAGUCUUUGCAGCUCGCAUGCGCUCUCUUGCAUAAUGUGGAGGUGGCAGAGGCAUUAGACGAUGACUUCCGGGCCUUCAUCAUCGACCGAUCGAUCUUCGUCCUGGAGCAGCCGGAAAUGCCCAAGUCAAUUGUGAAGAGCCAUCUCUUCAUUCUCUGCCAACAGCGAUACAACCUGAGCACGCUGAAUGCCUCGAGGGUGGAUAAGCUCGUCACCGCACUGCAAACAGUUGAGACCCGAUGCUCGGGCAAUACUGCAAUCGCCGGACGUCUCAUCAUAUUCCAGAGACUCAUCGAGAAGGCACCGAGCACGAUGCUGAACCGGAUGCGGGACUGGAUCGAGCACAUGUUCCAUGGUAUGAUGAGCAGUGUGAAGGAUGUACGCGCUCGAGCGAUCGAGGCAUGCGCGCAAGCAUCUCUUUCCCUGGGAACAAACCAGCAGGCAACCAAGAUCCUGCAUGAGAUUUGCGAGAAAGAGAUGGAGGAUGGCCGAAGUUAUGGAGACUUCGUCAACCUGCGACUGAUGCAAAUGUGUGGCGACAAAGAGCUGGCUUCGUUAGUACCUCGGAUCUGGUCAGCAGUUAUCAUGUUUUUUCGUUGCAAGCGGAAACCAAUCGACAAAUGGCCGAAGUUCAGAUCUUGGUUGUUGACUUUGCAAAAGUGUCUGAACUCGGGCGACAUGGCAGUCAAGCAUCAGGCAAACAUGGCUUGGAACAAGUUGGUGUUCUCAGUCAUGCCUGACUCGUCCACCACGGAGACAAUGCGGUCCAUGUUGACCGUGCCCAUUGUGGUCGGGCUGGAGAAGCGCGGGAACGACAAGACUGCUCAGUACCUGCGCCAAUUUGCUCUAGACAGCUACUGCAACUUGCUCCACUAUGCACUACGGCCAGCACUGUCGCACGAGGAAUUGGAUCCGGCCUGGGAUCUCUAUGUCGGACCAAUACUAACAAAGAUGAUCAAAGCUGGCAGCCGAGGGCAGCUCAACGCCUGUCGCGUACUCCACGGACUUCUUCAGAGCAGGACUGGCGUCUGGAACAUCAAUGCUGCCAUGGAGCCCGAUGCCAUCACGCCGGCAAAUCUUCCAAGGCUUGACCCUCGAUGGAUACGAUCCCGCCUUGGGAAGAUCAUCAAAGUACUGGAGCCAAUGAUCAUUGCAGGCAUGUGGUCGCCCGCGCAAAGCAACGAGCUGGUCGAUGAUACAUGGCGUCUCAUGUUGCAAGCAGUGACCGAGGCAGGAAGUCAAGAAGUCAAAGCAUCCAACGAACUGAAGGAGGCAAUUGCACAACUGGUCAACUUCUUCCGGCGCAUCUGGAACUCCACGACCAAGGAUCAACAGAAUAUGGAAGACUUCGUAUGGGUUGCGCGGUACCGCCUACUGCUCGAGAGCGCGGUGACAUCUAUAGGCGUUGGCCAUUUCGGAGACGACAUACUUUCCAGGACGAGCGCGGAUGAGCUAGAGGCCGCACCAACACCAUCACAUCGCAGCUCGAAGCACGCUGUAUCCGCUCACGCGCCCUUCGCAUUCUUGUACGCACUUUACUAUCAACCUCCGAUCGCGUUCCAGAUGGGCCCCUUCUACGAUGACUUUGUGGCCUGGUUUUUGCAUCUUUUCUCGACAGCAAAGAGCUCUUCCGCUUCCACGCUAGGUUUGCUCCAUCGAUCGAUGCGAUUCUGCGCAGCCUUGCAACGCGUUGGCGCCUCAGAUCGUGUCGCCAGCAUUGUCUGGCAAGGCGUCGCGGACAGAGCUAUCGCAGUACUCGACAACCCUCCAGCGUCGUGCACCAGCCACGAUACCAGCGUUCUGGGGCUGACGCUUCGCACUUCGCUCAACAUACUUUCCGACGGACUGGCCCUCACGGACGCGACCUCCGACUGCUUAGCAAGGGCUCGUGAGCUUCUCGAGGCCGCUUGCAGAUCAGCCAAGCAUCACGCAGGGAAUGGAGGCGUGGCCUUGGGUGUGAUGGAGCCGCUGGCCAAGUCUUUGAUCCAGACACUCGACGAUCUGCCUGUGCCGACACUGUUGCACAUUGCGGCGGGCCUCUUGGAUCAUGGCGUCUGGCCGCAUAGUCGACAAGAGCUUGAGACGAGCCGAAAGGUACUGUGGGUCGUGAGUCUCGAACCCUCAAAAAACAGCUCGCUUGACCCAUUUGAUUGCGUAUAUAAGGCAGUGGACCGGAUCCUGGCACGAGCUUACCGUGAGGCUGGCACUGCAUCUGGAGCUUCGUCGAAGCUUUGGGACGAUGCCCUCACCGCGCUCACCAAAUUCCUGCGGCGCUGUCCCACGCAAAUCUUGUCUUCGGCUCUCUCCAACGUAAAGAAUGGACUUUCUGUGUGGAUUGCGGAUGCGCAGCGAUUAGUCUAUCCAAUCACUGGAGCUGCAUCCAACGCUGCCGCUGCUCAUCGCGUUGACCGGCUGUGGUCGGAGGUGGCAUUGCUAUUGAAGAGCAUGCCGAAGCAAGACAGUGCGCUCCUAAAAGCAGUCGACCAACUGAUGGUCUCUGCGUUGUCCAGCCCGAGCAAAGUUAUUGUCAACAACUCGAUACUCUUUUGGAACUCGUCCUUCGGUAAUGGAACAGCUUUGGAAUAUCCUCCUAAUCUGGUGGCUGUUCUCCGUGCCAGGAGUCUCCAAGCGGAUCUCUCUCUCCCUGGUCUCCCACAAGAGCAGGCUGAUUCGGAGGUAGCAUCGCUCCCGGUGUUCGCGGAAUCGCAGUCAGCAAGCGUUCCGACAUCUCGCUUCGAGUUUUCGCCGGCACCUCGCUCCACCCCUCGUCUGAUCCGAAAUCAGUCUCCUGAGAACUUCUUGAUCAAGCAGCAUCUCGCCGUGCAUGGACUUCCAUACGAUGCCGCGGCGGUGUUGGGAGGCUCUUCCACCCGAUCAACACCCGCCAAGGCGAAGGCCGCUCCCAAACUUCGCCAUGACGAUUCUCAGAUUCAGUUCGCUCCCAUCGACUCUUCGCCCGUCUCGUACAACAGCGAAGAAUCUCAGGUCUUGACGGAACAUCAAAAGGAGGUCAAAGAGAGGCAGCGUGGCGACGCGCAAAUGUUUCCAGGAAUGUCAUCCAGUCCUGCCAUGAAGUCCAGUGCUGCACGCAAGAACAUUGCGAAGAAAUUGAACUUCACUUCCGGCCUUCCGCACGCAGAGAACGAGAAUAACGAAGGGACGCCGACAGGGCCAGCGGACGCGAAUCCAAUGAGCGACGAUCUUCCCUCAUCUCCCACUCCUCGCGCUACUGCAGUCGUCGAUGCCAACGCGCAGGUCGACGAUGAUGACGAAGACGCCUAUGACACGGACUGUGACCCCCCUUCGUCGCCUCCACGAGACGAUGAUAGCAGACCACGGGUCCAAACGCGUGUCGUGGAGCAGGUAGAAGCUGUAGAGGAGGAGGGUGACAACGAGAUAUCCGGCCAUGCAGAUUCGGCCUCAGAAACCUCAGCUGCGGUCUUAGGCUCGGAUUUGCCAUCCGACACAGCGCUGCCAGCGGAUCAACUUCGACGAGAAGCUGCAGCUGCAGUCGACGAGACUACUGUUGUGGAAAGCUCUCCCGAAAAGGCCACCGAGGAGGCGUCUGAGCCUGCCCGCUCUUUCGAAAGCCCGAAGAAUACCCCGCCGACUCCGUCCAGAAUCGAAGACUCCAUGAUUCAACGCUCCGAAGAUAACACACCCGACGUUGUCAGUGCGAGCACUCCACAAAGUCACGGGGAGAGCAAAAAACGGAAGCGCAGUGCCGAGAAGGCUUCUUCGGCAAAGAAACAGAAACAGUCGCCAUUCAAGUCAUUCUGGACUGGUCUUUUAAGCCGAAAUCAGGAAGCUGACAACGACGACGAUAUCGAGGAUGAAAUCGUUGUCGCAAGUAGCCAAGUGGUGCGGUCUCCGCAGCCGAGUCCCGAGAAGAAGACCAAGCCAUACUCUCCCCAAGUGGUUGUCACAAUGAACAGGCAGAGUUCCGCAAACAAGAAGGGUCCUGAAGAUGCCCAGCCCUCUCAAAGCAAACGGACCAAGAAGGCGAGGAAGGCCGAGAGCAAAGAAUCGUCGAAGACUGUCGAAGCGGAGUCUGUGUCGGGUGUUAAGCGACGAGCUUCGGCUAUGAGCUCAGGCAGCGUCGACGAACCGGUCGACUCCAGCAUCAGCCGUGUGGAGGAAACCCCUGCUCCCGGCAAGUCGCGUAAGAAGCGCAAGUCGAAAGCAGGCCGACAAUCGCAGGGAGAAGCAUCAGCACUUCGAACUCGCUCCAGCGAUUCGCAAAGCCAAUCUCAACCAGUGCAACAGCCCGACGAGGACAGCGACCACGAGGCCGCCAGUCCAGAGAAGCAGCUUACGCAGGAGCACUCGGCGGCCGUACGUAGUAAGAAAGUCGUACAGCCAGCCAGUAUCCUUGGCCGUCUGCGAGGUGUGUUGGCAGAUUGCAAGAAGAUGAUCAUUGGCAAGCCGGAGGAUGAGUGGGAGUUCGACGAUGUGCUGUAUGAGAUUCGAAAGGAGAUCUUUGAGGCAGAGAGGCGUGGUCGAGAUACUUGA
Molecule: messenger RNA, 5172 nt
Organism: Zymoseptoria tritici IPO323
Lineage: Eukaryota; Fungi; Ascomycota; Dothideomycetes; Mycosphaerellales; Mycosphaerellaceae
Exons: 1
Coding region: 1-5172 (1723 amino acids)
Biological process (GO): telomere maintenance
Cellular component (GO): nucleus
Source: RefSeq, a predicted model, not a curated record